GGUAACAGUGGCUUGACCGCUAGCUUGGUAGCUAACGUCAGAGUUAGCUUUUGUGUUAUUAAAACGUUAUAAUCAACAGGCAGCUGUGUAAUAAGGUUUCCUAAAAUAAAGCUACUUUAAAGCAACGGAAAGUAUGACGGAUAUCGAAGUUCAGGUUGAAGGCGAGCUCACCUCUGACUCAUUGUCAGGACAAGAGGAGGACAUGAGCGGUGAGAGGGAGUCAGACUGCACGGAGACUCUUCAAAACACCGGGCAAGAAGAGGCUAUGGAGCCCCUGUCGUUGUUGGCCGCCGUUGCUCUGGCGCCACCUGGUGGUAACUCUGCGACCUGCAGCUGUGACUGUGAGACCUGUGGCUCUCUGGAGGUCAACUUGAUGGAGAGGACCCUCCCGUCCAUGGAGCUGCAGCUCCAGUUCUUCAUGAGCAAAGCAGAUGACUUACACGACUGCAUUGUCAAUGGACAGUGUCAGGCAGAGAGUGAAGCUCUUGCUGAUGCAGUGCAGAGUUUCCUAUACACCUGUCAGCCUUACUUUAACCACCUGGAAUCCACAAGGGCCAUGUCCCAGCUCACCCUUCAACCUUAUGACAUCUACACAAUGCACAUGCAGCUGUUGGAUCUCUCGCAGCAGCUGUGUGACAGGUUGGAGCAGCUGGUGUUGACCUACGCCAGCUACAAUGUCCUCUGUUUGGACGAAAGCGAUCCUAACAGUCUGUCUCACUUCUGCAUCGGUCAGAGUCAGCUCGGUCCACUGAGGGUGACUGUGUUCCGCUACUGUAAGCCCACGCCGUUCCUGGCCCAGGUCGACACCGGCCUGUACAAACGCAUGCGGUGGAACGUUGAGAGAAUACGAGAUGGGCAGGAGACAGAUGAAGAGAGUGAUGAGUGGGAGGCAGAAUUAGAUGGCGACACAGACUAUUACUUCCUGUGCUACGAGGACAUUCCCAAUGCACAUGCAGAUGCUGACGAGGAUAGCCAUGGUGCCUCUCCUGGCAGCGUGGUGAGGAUGUGGUCCAUCGGUCAGUGGGUGCAGGUGAACCCCGACACAGACGACAUCUGUGACUGGUACACUGAUUUACAUUUCUUCAUUCACUGCUCUGCAGCUGCGUUUACUUUAGGAGACUAUUCAAUGCUCAGUUGUCUUUGGGGGAAACUGAAAGAUCUAGCAACAGCAAAGCAUAUCACACGUGCGUGUUCCUGUUUUGUUUCAGGAUCUUGUGCGACGUUCCUGAGGCUGACUAUCACAGGCUGUUGUUUCUGGGCAGCAAUGAGCCGUCUAGCUGCAAUGCUACAGACUACCUGUAUCAGCUGCUGCUGUCACAACACACAACAGAGUGAUGUAUUAGCACACACACGUCAUCCAUGCCUGGGAUCGUAGAAUAAACAGCAUGUGUAAAGAGACUGGACCAGUUUAGAACAAACAGGACGGUGCUGAUAAAUCCUCAGGCUAAUUCUUAAAGGGAUAAUUCGGAUCUUUUGAAGUUAGGUUGUAUGGAGUUCUUAUCCAUAGCCAGUGUAUUACAUACAGGAUAUGUCUGUCAGCAUUGCAGCAGCAAAAUGCAUUUUAGCCAACUAAUAAAACGCCCACCUAAAAAAAAUCUACAACAGUUUAUGUGUGUGCUACAUCGAGAAUAUUUUCACUGCCCUACCUUUACGUCACACUUCCUGUUCCAAGGUGGAAGCUGUUAAUGGCUUCAGUCCCCCAGCCAUGCUCUCUUCAAAACUAUUAUUUUGGCCCUCUAACAUGGGAACUGCUGGUCUGCUGCUGCCUCUAUCACUUCCGUAGUUUGUGUUAUUGUGUGGCGUCUGUGAAUCUGAACCCAAAGUCACAUAACAACAAAGAAAAAAUGACUGAUUGCAGCAGCAGUAGACCAGCAGCUCCUGUGUUCAGGGAUGUAAAAUCAAUGUUUUUCUCAAUUGAGUCUGGCCUUGAAGAGGGCAAUGUAACCGCUUCAGUUCCCCUUUGGAAAUUGCUGUGUGACGGAAUUGAAAAGCUAUUAAAAUAUACUAAAUAUAGUGUUGAAUUUAACCAAUAUUGAUUUUUAUAGGUGGAACUUUUUUGAGGUGACUGAAACGUGUUUUGCUGUUGACCUCACCACAGCAGUGCAUUGCUUAGCUUCCGUGUCAGACUCCAGCCUGCUUCUCCAAACUGGGGGUGUGCCGACUUACAUCUUCUGUAUGUAAUACACUGACUAUGAUGAAGUACGUCACACAAUCUCACUUCAGAGGAUGCAAAUAAUCCCUUAAAGUAAAUUUGUAUCGAUAAGUUUAUGGGUGAUUCUAAAGGUUGAACAUCUGGCGUCAUGUGCGUCUUGAUGUCUGAGCAGAAACACCAGAGCUGAAAUCACAAGCACAUCACGACUGUAAAUGUUGUGACACUUUUAGCCGGAGUUACAAGAUGCGUUCAGGACCUGUUGGUUUUUCCACUUUUAAAGCUGAAGAGGCCUCUGUUCUUAUAAUCUGCUAUGACCAAUCGUGGUUUCUAAAAAACAAAGCUUUAUAUUGAAGUUACGUAAAAAUAGUUUUAUGCCGUUUACUGUGUGGAGUGUGUUUAACUCUGAUGUUUGCUGCACACUCUUGUCACUUUGUUCAGUGUGUUGUUAAAAAGACUUUCUAAGAGAUUUUAAAUAAUGUUAAUGUUCACAUUUGUUACAACAGUUUUUAAGAGCCUUUUGUUGUGUUAUAAAGAAGUCCAGAAACGUUAUUAAAAAGACAUUUUAUUUACACAAAAUGUGGCAUUGAAAUAAUUAUACACAAUCACAGAUUUAUGUCUUUCAGAAAGUCCAAAUAAUAAAGAAAAACUUUAAAACAAGCUGCCAAGGUUCGGACUCCACGAGCAGGAGUGCCCAUGUACUUCACUUCAACAGAUUCAUCAAGCCUUUUAAAUCACUACUCAAAGACCUCACUUCAGUUUUAAUAAAUUAAUAUAUUCAAUGUGAGUUGUAAUAACUUUGAGCCUACAGAAGCAAUGCGUUUACUCGUAGUUCACUCUACUGUAUUCAGUUUGACCUUGCGAUCAUUCAGCUCAUCAGCUCUGUUGAUGGGACAUGAAGAAGAUCAUAAAACAAAGAAUAAAAUCUACCAUUUACAACCAUCAUCCUUCAUUCUCUAUUCCAUAAAAAUCUAUAUAUGACCCUUAAAGGGCUACUAUGCUUCUAAAUCUCUAAAGUACAAAAGUAAAGUGGAGUUUCCCUUCAUUACAGUGAGCAGUCUUUAAACAGUAUACACACAAAUGCUUACAAAAACACUACACAGACAUGUUUCAGAAAGCACAUUUAAAAAGUCCAGCUUCGUCAAAAAUACAGUGAGCGUCACGCGUCCUGCCUGGAGGAUGGGAAAGCAAACAUAUGAAAGCGCAAACACCUGCUUGCUUCUCAGCUGCUACACAUAGGCCUUGAUAAGAGAGUGGACAGAUUAGCAGGUGAUGGUGAAUGGGAAAUGUUUUUGCUGGAAUCAACAGUGUGAAAGUCUUAAGAGUCAAUUAAGGUUGUAAAAUGAUAAUUGCCGCACUGCUUUCAAUUUAAUAAUGAAACAAAAUCAGUCUUUUAUGCUAUUUGACACUGGAGAGCAGGGCAGCAACCCAAAAACUGACUGAAAACAAAAAGUGAUUCAAGUGGAAAUAAAUGUCAAAUUUUUCUGCGAGCAUUUCUGUGCCCAUUAUUUCGCUUUGCACAACAGGAAACUGAAUUUGUCCCAGAAAUCCCCUCAUAUUUAAACCUGUGAUAUAUUUAAACAUUGACUGACACACACACAGUAUCCAGACAACACACAGCACAGAUAUGAACAUUUACGACACACACUUCCAUACUGUAGCUCAUCACAGUUUCAACAACAAUACACAGUAGAGACCCAGAAUAACCUGAUAUCGAACCCCUGCCUCUUCCUCGUGUCACACAAUAACGUGACCCCUGACCUUCACAGCAGUAUCGGUUAAACCCUAGAGUCAGUCGCUAAAGUAAAUUCUGUGUACUGCACUAGUCUAGAAGGCCUUGUGUAAUAACCAGACAUCAUCUGUGUGUAGUCUGUGACUGAAAUACCAUCAUUAAGAUGUGAGCUUGAGAACCUAAGGAAGACUUAACAUAUGGAAGGAGUUAAUACAUGGCUGCAGAACCAGUGUCCAUAAAAGGCAUUUUCUGUAGAAACUAGCUUCAGCUGUGUUUCAUUUAACUGACGAAAUCUCGUCACAAAAUACAUGCACUUAUCUAAAACCUCAUUAGUGCCUGACUCCAGUGUUUCAAAGGGAAAAGCUUACACGUCACUCUGACCUUUGGUGAAGAGCUGUGAGAUCCAAACAGCUCAGACUGAGAUCGGGUAGCGAAAUGUGAUGAGCCGCCUCAUCUGUAAUCAAUACCUGUUUUUGAUCUCAGUUUGCAAACAAAUUCAUACUUAAAUUGAUACAAGACUGAAGUGCAAUCUCAGAAAUCUGGGACUCAGUGUCUUUUAUCACCAUUCAGUAGCAGGACAUCUCCAGUGUAUUCUCAUAUUAAAAUAAGGUGACAGCGAUAUGUGUGUAUCAACAGUUAUGGCUUCAAUUAAAAGGGCUGCAGGUGAGGAACACAAAGUUUAACAACCAAACCUAUCAGUCAAGUUACCUUCGAUUGAUAGAGGCCAUUUGGCACCGUCGGUGUGUGUGAGUGUGUGUGUGUGUGUGUGUGUGGAUGUGGCCACCCAUGGCACAAAGAUUUGGCAUAAUGAAAAGUGUCCUGUUUCAACCCUGUUAGUCAGUUGCAGUGAUGCAUCAUGGGCUUCUGUCAGAAAUCACAUGGUUUCAGGUGUGUGUGUGUUUAAAGGAUUGAAAUGUAAUGUUAUAGUCAGUGUUAAGUUUGUGUUUGCAGUGGUGUAGGAUGUCGAGUGUGACGUGACAGAGGUGCUGAGUUUCAGUGUGGUGUCGUGUUGGUUGACUUGAGAUGAGACACGGGUUCUUCGCUGGCAGCG
Molecule: messenger RNA, 4932 nt
Organism: Epinephelus fuscoguttatus (brown-marbled grouper)
Lineage: Eukaryota; Metazoa; Chordata; Actinopteri; Perciformes; Serranidae
Gene: lg3h19orf67
Product: linkage group 3 C19orf67 homolog
Exons: 7
Coding region: 134-1375 (413 amino acids)
Source: RefSeq, a predicted model, not a curated record